AUGCCAUCUUCGUUCCCUUGCUCCGACGACCCGGCGCCGUCCAUGAAGAUGGAGUCCGUCCUCCACAUGAAGGAAGGUCUCGGCGAGACCAGCUACGACAGGAACUCCACUCUUCAGAAGAAGAGCAUGGACACGGUGAAGAGCCUCGUGACGGAGUCCGCGAGGGACGUGUACGCGUCGCUGAGGCCGGAGAGGUUCACCCUGGGCGACCUCGGCUGCUCGUCGGGCACAAACGCUCUCGGCAUGGUGCAGGAGAUCGUCAGGAGCGUCGUCGAGGCGUGCCGCGGCGCGCCGCCGCCCGAGUUCUCGGUGCUCCUCAACGACCUCCCCGCCAACGACUUCAACUCCAUCUUCUCCCGUCUGCCCGAGUUCACCGGCAAGCUCAAGGCCGACGCCGCCGCCGUCGCCGGCGACGGCCCGAUGGUGUUCCUGUCCGGCGUCCCGGGGUCCUUCUACGGGAGGCUGUUCCCCAGCAGGAGCGUGCACUUCGUCUGCUCCUUCUCCAGCCUGCACUGGCUCUCUCAGAUUCCUCCCGGUCUUUGGGACGAGAGAGACGGGCCCGUGAACAAGGGGAAGAUGUUCAUAUCGAGCACGAGCCCUCCUGCCGUGGCAGCGGCGUACUCGAGGCAGUUCCGGAGAGACUUCAGCCUGUUCCUCAGGUCACGCGCCGCCGAGGUCGUCGCCGGCGGCCGGAUGGUCCUCGUCAUGCUCGGCAGGGAAGACGAGCGCCACGCGGACAGGAACACGGCCCUGCUGUGGGAUCUCCUCUCGGAGUCGUUCGCCGCGCUGGUGUCACAGGGGGCGGUCGAGCAGGGCAAGGUGGACGCGUACGACGCGCCGUUCUACGCGCCGUCGAUAGGGGAGAUCGAGGAGGAGGUGCGGCGGGAGGGGUCGUUCACGCUGGGCUACGCGCGGGCGUACGAGACGCACCUGAACGGCAGCGGCGACGCGGGGAGGGAGGGCAGGACGGUGUCGAUGGCGAUCAGGGCCGUCCAGGAGUCCAUGCUGGGCCACCACUUCGGGACGGGGAUCAUCGACGCGCUCUUCUCCAAGUACACCGAGCUCGUCACCGCGGCCAUGGAGAGGGAGGAGGUCAAGAGUCUCCAGAUUGGGGUUGUCCUCGUGAGGCAGUGA
This is a messenger RNA of Oryza brachyantha (malo sina), 1134 nucleotides long. Its product is annotated as probable methyltransferase TCM_000336. The coding region runs from base 1 to 1134 and encodes 377 amino acids. NCBI's taxonomy places the organism in Eukaryota, Viridiplantae, Streptophyta, Magnoliopsida, Poales, Poaceae. The record is from RefSeq and is a predicted model, not a curated record. Gene Ontology annotation, molecular function: S-adenosylmethionine-dependent methyltransferase activity. Gene Ontology annotation, biological process: methylation. The transcript has 4 exons.